GCUUCGCCCGGGACGUCGGGAGGACGAGCAGAAAACCCACCCGAAAUUUUCAUCAUUUUACUACAAUAUUAAUCGUUCUUUAUUAUUUACUGUUUACACUCUCAAUCUACUUUCAAUAAUUGCCCGAGCAACAAACACAUUACACGUCAGCUAUUUUUUAAAUUUUCAAAAAUUUUAUCCGUUUAAAUGCCACCGAAUUUUACGAAAAAAUAUGAAUUUUACUCGAAACUGAGGAUUAUGUGAUGUGGCAAGUGAGUGAUGACGUGAACCGGUUUUUAAAAAUUUAUUUUAAUUGGUAAUCGCAGUUGGAAGUCGCUGGGGUUGCUGAUAAUUGGAGUGAGUAUUGUAAUAAAUAAGUGUGCUGUAAUAAAUGUGCCGAAGGUGGUGCGCGCACUGAGAUGUUAGUCCAGCCAUGGUCCUGGUCGUUACCAUGAGGACAACUUCAUACGUCAACUAUUAUGUGCUUUGUCUUGUCUGUUGGAUAUUACUCGGUAUCACCGGAGUAAGCACGAGAUCUCACUCAUUGGUAAAAAGGUAUGCUGGUAUUUAUCAAGGUCCUUAUUUUGAUGAACACAGCUUGAAAAAUUAUACUGCCCAAUUGGGAACAAAUGCUUUUCUACCUUGUAAAGUACGCCAGCUUGGUAAUAAAUCGGUAUCAUGGAUCAGACGUCGAGACGCGCAUAUAUUAUCAGUCGAUAGAAUAAUGUUUAUAGCUGACGAGCGGUUCCAAACAAUAUACGCUGACGGUUCGGACACGUGGACUUUGAAAAUAAAUUAUGUCCAAGCCAGAGAUGAGGGGGAGUACGAGUGUCAGAUCUCGACGGAGCAAAAGAUGAGCCACGUCGUCUAUCUCAGUGUUAUCGUGCCAAAAGUAGAAAUCAUGGGUGACCAAGAGCGACAUGUGAAGACUGGCAGCACAGUGACAUUAAGGUGUGUGAUAAAACAAUCAGUAGAGCAGCCGUCAUACGUAUUUUGGUACCACGACGAGAUCCGUGUGCUGGGUGACCAGCGAGGAAAAGUGGAAGUUCACACGCCCAGUGGAACGGAAAAAAAAAAUUUCGACAGUGUGCUGACUAUUCACAACGCACGUCUUGAAGACUCGGGUAAUUACACUUGCACUCCCAGUCAAUUAGACAGCGCAAGUAUUCACCUCCAUGUACUCAACGGGGAGCAUCCAGCGGCAAUACAGAGAGGAAUUAGCGCCGCACCUGGUGGAUGUCGGGCUCUUUGGUGGCUCGCGGGCUGCGUGAGCUUGUCCUUUAAUCAGGGCAGACGCACACUUGUCCUCGUCGUCCUUAUUGUCAUGCUCCUUGUCACUUAUCAGAGAUCUAUUCGUCUGGCCUACACUGUCGCACGAUAAUAAUCCUCUUAAUAAUAAUAAUAAUAAUAAUAAAUUAUUAUUUAUUUAUUAAUCCACCACUCGCGGCAGUUUGAGUUGACAGGACACAGGACCCAGGACUUUAGAUCUCUGAUCGGUUUUUUAAAUUUAUUUUUUUGUCUGGCCGUUUUGUCGAUGGCUAUAGAAGACGCGGGUUUUUUAAAAUAAAUGAUUAGGACAAGAAAAAAAAUGAAAAAGUCUUCCUGAGAUAUUCGUGAGCGAACGACUCAAGCCAGCAUCGAUUUUACUAUUAGGCGCGCCACGCUUCCGUUCUCCGGGGCAUUUCAAUUCGUCUACACUUCCUCGAGGAAACUCACCCUCUUGCUCUCAUUGCCUACAAUUCAUCACUAUUUUACUUUUACAUAUGAAUUUAAUUUACAGUCUGAGCUGAUGUCGAUUACUAUUAUCAUUUAUAUGUAACGGGUUACAAAAAUAAUUAAAAGCCGAAAUCAAAAGUCGUUCGUCCAAAUGCUCUAUUAAAUAAAAAAUAAAAAAUUUUUAAUCAUUAAAUAAAUUUUUUAUAAUAAAUAUCGUUAAAGCCGGGGGCGCUUCAAAGUUUAUUAAAAUUUUUUCGUUAUCGCGUAUUAUUUUACGCAAAAUAAUUACAAGAUAAAUAAAAAAAUGAUAUGAGUUUUUUCCUCAACAAGAAUUGAAACUUGUUCGAUAAUUAUAAUAGAGACGAAAAAAUAUAAAAAGGAAUCGUAAACAAGAAUUAACGAUGUAUACACUCGACGUCCAUCGUGCCUGCUCAUCCUCUCGACAAUGUGGAGUCGAUAAAUGUUUACUAAAAAAUUAAAAAAAAAAAUAAUAAUAAUAAUAAUCAUUGACGUGAUAAAAAUAAACGUCAGGCACUCGAGAGCACCGGGAACGAAUGGUUCCGACAGUAAAAUUAAAAAUAUUUGCUGUCUCUCGCGUGUCUGAAAAUAGUUAAAAAAAAAAAAGAAAAUAAUAAUAAUAAUAAUAAUAAUAAUAAUAAUAAUAAAAAAUAAAAUAAAGUAAAUACCGCGACUCCAUAUCUUGAGAUAAUGAACGAAAACGUGGUCGCAGUAACAUUGAGCGUAUACAUCUCGAAAAAAAAGUGUAAUCUAAAUGGUUUUAGCUAAAAAGUAUUUAUCGAUACCGAUACGAGUGAAAUAUUGAAUUAAUUAUCGCCACGAAACGUACGCGCGAGACCGUCCUGAGUUGCGUAUUCGUAUUGUAUAUUUACACGAUACGAGUUUUUAUUUAAUAUUGCUGGCAGAGGCAAACAUAUUAAAACAAAACACAAAUAGUUAUACAACUAAAAUAAUAAUAAAAUAAAAAUAAAAAUAAAAAAAUAUACGCAUGCGAUAUGAUACGAAUAUAAACGCAAUAUUGAGAUAUAUAUAAAUGUAAACUGGAUAUAUAUGUUGAUAGUAGUUCCCCUUCGGCAAUUCAAACUGUGUGGGUUCUCUCUUUACUCUACAUUGAUAUAUGUAUUAUUAAUAAUAAUAAUAAUAAU
This is a messenger RNA of Microplitis demolitor, 2858 nucleotides long. RefSeq names its product hemicentin-2. Lineage: Eukaryota; Metazoa; Arthropoda; Insecta; Hymenoptera; Braconidae. Gene Ontology annotation, biological process: synapse organization. The transcript is spliced from 5 exons. The record is from RefSeq and is a predicted model, not a curated record. Gene Ontology annotation, cellular component: neuron projection membrane. Bases 413 to 1360 code for a protein of 315 amino acids.